Acaulospora colombiana is the source of this 924-nucleotide messenger RNA. Lineage: Eukaryota; Fungi; Glomeromycota; Glomeromycetes; Diversisporales; Acaulosporaceae. The record is from the annotation of a GenBank genome assembly.
AUGAGUAUUGAACAAAUUUGGGACGAAUAUAAACGACAGCGUGACGGAGAUUAUUUCACCGAUGGUGCUUCGGUAGUUUUCGUUUCUACCGCAUCUGGAGCGAGGGGAUAUGAUGCCGUGAGGCAAUUUCUUGCUGCGUCAUACGAUCCUCGGGUACUGAAGAUAAAAGAAAACGUUAUAUCCAGGAUUGUCGGACAAGAUUCUAUUGUUGAAGAGUCAGACACGACCAUCAACUUUGUCAGUGGCGAAGGAAGCUGGGUCGUUCCAGGUGUAGACAGUAGGUACCUGAUUGACAAUAGCGUUGUUAUUCCGAUGGUAACUACGGCAAAAUUUGAGGGCGAAAGAAUUAUUUCUAUUCGCGUCUACUGGGAUCAAGCUUCUGUUUUGAAACAACUCAAGUUGAUCUCUGAUAAAAAUUCCUGGCCUAUCGUGGCUGAAAGACAAGUAGACGCCUUGAGAGAUAUUUCUGGCGCUCAUCUCAAUCCCUUUAGCCGAAAUGAUUUGGCUGCCGGAGUUUCACGUAUGAAUAUUAACCAACAACCCCCGGGUCGCCGAGACGUUCAUACGUCUAGUCGAGUCCUUCACCCUGGUGGUACGGGUGGUAAAUCUUCCGUUUUCGGUGGUGACUCGGACGACACGGUUUCCAAUCGGAGGUUCAAUUCAAACAAAAAUCAAUCUCAAUUCUCGAUUGGGGAUGAUAAUGAAUCAGUGCAUUAUGAGAGGCACACCCAUUCUCAGAAGAAGAUGAAUCCAAACUCCAAUGCAUCACAGAUUCAAAUUGGUGGCGAUUAUCCAGUCGACGAACAAACCAAUAGACGCAGAAAUGAAGAUCCCUCAGUCCCAGGAACGCGCUCGCAAUAUAAACCUUCAAGUCGUAUCAUGAAACCACCAGGUGGUGGUGGAUCCCAAAUCACCUUUGGCUAA